Messenger RNA from Orbicella faveolata, 1582 nucleotides. RefSeq lists its product as uncharacterized. NCBI's taxonomy places the organism in Eukaryota, Metazoa, Cnidaria, Anthozoa, Scleractinia, Merulinidae. Gene Ontology annotation, molecular function: ubiquitin-protein transferase activity; zinc ion binding. The record is from RefSeq and is a predicted model, not a curated record. Gene Ontology annotation, biological process: protein ubiquitination.
UGCUAUGGUAAUACCUCAGAGAAUAGAAAGUGACAGCGACUGUGAAAAUCUUACGGUGGAAAUUCCAGUAACCGUUUUCGUAGACGUCGACCGCGAUCAGCUAAGGACCUCUGUUUUAAACAUGGCCGACCAACCAGGAAACGUGUGUAUCGAGAUGGACAAUGUGUUUGAGUUGGAGAGGACUAAUGCCGAGAACAGUUUCGAUAAAUCGCCUUCAGACACAACCAAGAUUUUAUACUUCUCUGAAGGAGAAAGUACGGACGUUGAAAGCGAUGUUUGUCGCAUUUGUCAUUGCAGCGAGGAAAUGGAGAUCUUGAUAAGUCCAUGUUUGUGUACUGGCUCUGUCAAGUUCGUUCAUCACUCUUGUUUAAUGAACUGGUUACAGCGGGCAGUGAUGAGCAAAUGUGAACUGUGUCUGUAUCCUUUAGCAGUCAAACGAAAGAGGAAACCUUUUAGUAAGUGGCGUCUUCCAGAGGACAAACCUUUUCCUAUUCUGUGGCUAUUCACCUUUGUUGUGGCUAUGACGCUGAACGUAGCCUCCAUAGCCAAAGACGGCAGUCAGAGAUGUGUGUCGAAUCCUUGUAUUAUUUUCUACGUGCUUGGCUCAGCGGGGGCUCUUCUAGGACUGGCCUUCUUCUACCACUGGCUGCGUAAAACCUUGCGCUACGUAGCAAAAUGGAUUGCGCUUAACCAGGAAUGGACUUUAGUGGGUCCCAUUGACUUGAGGAGUCAUCUGGGCCAGACAAAUCUUGCCUACUCUUCAAAGUCACUCUCCGAGACAGACGCAACACAAGAACGUAGUAGCCUAGACGCGUAGUAGAUGGACCGAUAGUUGCAUGCACAAACAUUGCCUUUUGUUGGAGAUACGUUAUCUUGGAAAAUUGACGGGAACUAAGAGGCCAGCGAUGUUAUCCUUCACGUGCACAUGUCUUCACUUUUUGUGAACAGAGGCCUUAGCUGAUGCUACAUUUUCCGCUGAGGCGAGUUGGGAAGUUGAAAGAAACCUCUGAUUUUGAUGGUUGUAAACAGAAACUAACAGUUUUAAGGCGAUGCAUGGUUCAAUAUUAGUUUCUAGAUUUGUGUUUGUAAGUUAUGAUCGUUAAAACUUUCUCAAGUGACUUUGGAGACUAACACAUGACAUUCUAUUUUUUCUUUGGAUCGAUUACGUCACGAAUGAUCAAUCCAAAACAACACCAUAGAUGAAAAUUAAUUGAAGAGUAAUAUAUUAUGUAGGUAGUUUUGGAAGUCAGAAGUUUUUCCUAUUCUCUACUUUCUCAGAUUUUCUUACGUUAUUUCUUGAUCCAACUCACUUUUUGUACAGUUCAUCCAAUUGUGACGUUAACUUAAAAUAAUUAUAGUUAAAUUAUUGAAAGUAUUGAAAGUUAAAUACAAAAUUAAGAAAUAUAUAUCCCGUUUAUUUUGAAAAGAUAAUAGAAGAAAAGAACAAUUUUCAAAAUUAUUAACUCCAGUUUAUAAUAUUGUUAAAGAAGGUAUAUUUCAAAUAGUAUCGAAUGUUCACAGUUGCUGUACAUGUAAAGCAUUUUGUUACAGUUGUGAAUAAAACUUUGUUAUUAAUGUAAAA